AUGGCCACAGUCGAGAUGAAGAUAUGCGACACGUCAUGGACAGACUCCCGCCUUCGCCCACUCAUAUACAUGAACGCAGACGUGGUUCUGAUCUGCUUUUCUGUAGACCGGCGGUACUCGUUGCAAUUUAUCGCCAACGAUCUCGCUGAAGAGGUUCGACGCUGCUGCGGGCCGGGAAUUCCUGUCAUCCUUGUAGGAUGCAAGACUGACGCGAGGGACAACCCAUACAGAAGGGAGGAUAAUAGGAACGAAGGAUGGGGGAGGAUGAUUACUACUGAGGAGGGCGAAGGAGCAGCACAACGGAUAUCCGCUGCCCAUUACUUUGAAAUCUCAGCCAAGCUUGGACAGGGGCUCGAGGAGUUGUUCAAGUGUGCGGCGAAGGAGGGCGUUAGGUAUCAUUUGGCUUCGUUGUCUAAGCGAAAGAAAUGA
This is a messenger RNA of Coprinopsis cinerea okayama7#130, 429 nucleotides long. RefSeq names its product GTP-binding protein. Gene Ontology annotation, molecular function: GTP binding; GTPase activity. The coding region runs from base 1 to 429 and encodes 142 amino acids. NCBI's taxonomy places the organism in Eukaryota, Fungi, Basidiomycota, Agaricomycetes, Agaricales, Psathyrellaceae. The transcript has 3 exons. Gene Ontology annotation, biological process: small GTPase-mediated signal transduction. The record is from RefSeq and is a predicted model, not a curated record.